AUGGCCAUUAUUGCAACAUUGAAGGCGAAGGGGAAGUUUUCCAAGCUGCCCAGUGAGGUCUCUCUGGAGCCGACCGAUACUGCCGCUUCGCUAGCAUCUAUGAUUGCCAAAGACACCGGGCUGGCUGCCAAUCGAAUUCGGCUCACCGUGAAAGGAGACAAGCCUACCAGCGAAAAGUCCAAGUCCAAGGACAAGGUGCUGUCAAAUUCAGACCGGCUGGCUAGCUUCGCUACCGACGACGCUGUGACCGUCUAUGUUCGCGAUCUGGGGCCGCAGAUUGCCUGGCGCACUGUCUUCUUGAUUGAGUACCUGGGUCCCUUGCUCAUCCACCCCAUUUUCUACUUUGGUCAAAAACUUAUCUACGGCAAGGCGUUCACGCACUCCGCCAGCCAAAGACUGCUGUUUGUCUGCGUGCUUUUGCACUUUGUCAAACGCGAGGUCGAGACUGCCUUUGUGCACAAAUUCUCCCUGGCAACCAUGCCCUUUUUCAAUCUUUUCAAGAAUUGCUCCCACUACUGGCUGCUUUCUGGCGUUUUGCUCGCAUAUUUUAGCUACGCUCCUGCCUCGUUCGCCCAGGGUAGCAUUCUGAACAAGUUCCUGUUCGGAAGCAACCUGUUUGAAUGGGACAGCAACCAGCUGAUUCUGCUCGGCGUUGCCUGGCUGUUUGCUGAGCUCUCGAACCUGACUGUUCACCUCAAUCUAGCAUCGCUGCGCUCAACAGGCUCCACCGAACGUAAGAUCCCCUACGGCUACGGAUUCGACAAGGUGUCGUGCCCCAACUACUUUUUUGAGGCCUGGGGCUGGUUUGUGCUGUCUUGCGUGGGCCAGAACUGGUCUAUCUGGCUAUUUUUCAUCGUGGGGUCCCUGCAGAUGUACUUCUGGGCCGUCAAAAAGCACAAGCGCUACCUCGCUGAGUUCCCAGACUACCCCAAGAACCGCACCGCUUUUAUCCCCUAUCUUUGCUAG
Wickerhamiella sorbophila is the source of this 966-nucleotide messenger RNA. RefSeq lists its product as hypothetical. The coding region runs from base 1 to 966 and encodes 321 amino acids. The transcript has a single exon. Lineage: Eukaryota; Fungi; Ascomycota; Dipodascomycetes; Dipodascales; Trichomonascaceae. The record is from RefSeq and is a predicted model, not a curated record. Gene Ontology annotation, biological process: very long-chain fatty acid biosynthetic process. Gene Ontology annotation, molecular function: oxidoreductase activity, acting on the CH-CH group of donors.